UUGUGGCCGCGCCUCUGUGGUGGGUAGACGUGGUUAAGGAAAUACCCGGCACAUGUGGAACUGUUGAUACGUGUGUUCAUAUGGCUAUUUCAAGAUCCGAUUUCUACAGCUGUUCCACUAUGUUGUCGACACUUGACUGUAUCGAGAACAAGACUUCAGCGUUGUGUUUGGGUAGCUCCUACACGGAGUACACGGAGGAAGACAUGAAGAUCCACAAUGAACUGAAUAAGGACUGUAGUCACUGCGUCCAGGGAGCCCCCUGUCCAGAGGUCGCCACUUCAGUGCUGCUCGAGCAUAUUGCUGAACCACUACCGUGUUCCGCGAUGCAGAGCUCACUGUCCAGUAUUCAACACCAUCCUCAUCUGGCGAACGAGUCGAUGAUAGAAGAUUUACAACGCCAUUUUAAAGAGUUCCAACUGCUCUUUACAGCUCUGUGUGGCACGGAAACCGUCUGUGUAAAUGGGAGACUACUCAUCUUGACAACCUGUCUACAGAUCGUUUGGUAUUUGUUUGCUGAACUUCACGAACAUUAAUGUUCCAACAGUCUGUCCCGAAUUUGCCAGCAGUCACCGUCUCAUGCCUUUUGUAUUACAACCGAUAUGCAUUUUUUUCUCAGAUAUUCAACAGGUUGUUCAGUAUUUACUUUGUAUGAAUGUGAAUUUGUAUUUGUAUUUUUAGAAUAAAUGUAUUAAUAAAAAUUAGCACUAAAAUUCCUUGUUUAUUAUUUCAGUUCGUCGUACGUUUGUUCAUAUUAACAUCUUUUACAUUUUAGUACAUUUUAUACCCAUGUUAUAUAUUUUUUCACUAAUACAAAAAGAGGAAGGUCAUAUCUAGACAAUACAUGAUUGAACAUUGCCACGACUUUGCAAAUAGUAUUUUUUUUUUUUUUUUUUUUUUUAUUCAUCAGUUGUCAUCACGCAUAUUCACUCACGUCUGCUAAAUGCAUUCUAUCCAGAACUAGUGGUUAGAGACGGACGUUGUUAUAGUAGUCUUACACCUUUCCUUUCAUUUCAACUUAUGUUCGUGCUGUUAUCCAAUUAAGGUUCAAGAACGCUGUCCUGGGCACACAC
Gigantopelta aegis is the source of this 1070-nucleotide messenger RNA. RefSeq lists its product as uncharacterized. The transcript is spliced from 4 exons. NCBI's taxonomy places the organism in Eukaryota, Metazoa, Mollusca, Gastropoda, Neomphalida, Peltospiridae. The coding region runs from base 81 to 533 and encodes 150 amino acids. The record is from RefSeq and is a predicted model, not a curated record.